UUCAGGAGCAACAGGGCCGGUCUCUGUGCUGGAGGCCCGUCCGCCCUCGCUACCCCCGGGUAGGCUGUCAUCCCCAUCUGUACUCAAACAGGAGUACUUAUUUGCAAGGUGUACCGACAUUGGAGUACUCACUCGUCCCUGCCUCUGCCCCUUGCCCUUCCUUAGCGUGACCCACAUGUCUCUCUCCCGUGGUUUUGAAGUGACCACCUCCCUAUAACUCCCCUCUAUGACCUCCUCACUCUCCCUGACCAGAGAGAGCUCAUCGAGCUGUGGGCAGAGAGUUACCACUGUAAGACUAGCAGUGCCUAAAAUCAGAGAUAUAGAAAAUAGGUGCAGGAGGAGGCCAUUUGGCCCUUAGAGCCAGCACCGCCAUUCAUUGUGAUCAUGGCUGAACAUCCACAUUCAGUAACCCGUGCCUGCCUUCUCCCCAUACCCCUUGAUUCCUCUAGCCCCUAGAGCUCUGAAUGCCAAUUGCUCCUGAGGACUGUAGCGAUCAUAGGGAAAGUGCUUGGGCAAGGAAUCAGUCCUGGACUGCCUUCCUCCGAUAGUGGUCCUCGGCACUGAAAGGUGUGAGGGGGGAUGUUAGAUUGGGCACUGUCGAGGAUGGUGUAUUGAAACAGCCUGCUAGGAGAGAGCACGAUUGCAAUUCCCGUGGAGUUUGGUGCAACCUUCUAGGAGCUGCCCAAGAACAAUGCCAUUUUCUUUACUUUCAGUAAGAAAUCCACCCACUCGCCCUUUGCUGCGCACAGAAUCUGGAGCUGGUUCCCACUCGUAAGCAUUUCAAAAAUCUGUUGCCAGGAAGCUGGGACCCACAUUUUUAACAGAAGGGCCCUGUGUGUGCAUGAAUUGGCCGUGAGCCAUUCCACUGUCAAGCUGUAUGGUUCCAGCUAUUUCACGCUUUACAAACCGCUGCCACGCAUAGCAAUCUCUCCUGCGUCGGCACAGUAUGGAGUUGCCAGUGGAGCUGAGCAAUGUGAGAAAGAAACACUGUCACCUUGUGCUUCUGCAGAUGCAACUGUAGGUUGAUAUGACGUUGCUUAGCAACCACAGCUAAGCAUUGUGACAAAUUUGCCCAAUAUUUGACCUGCCUUUGAGUGGGAUUCAGAAGCUCGGAUCUGCAUUGAUUGUAGAAGAUACCUCCUCGAAUAUUGGCAUCCUUGUAAGGCAUUCAUUCAGGUCCCGUUUCAUUGUCCUCAUGUCCCUGGCAAUAUUUUCCUCACCGUUUUCCUGCUAUCCUUCAAUUGUGGUUUAUACGUCAUGUGUACUGAGGUUGUAAGCUACCCAAGUGGAAUGUGAGGUGCUGCUCCUCCAGUUUGCGUGUGGCCUCAUUCGGGCAAUGGAGGAGCCCGGGGAUGGAAAGGCAUUGCUAUGUGGAAACCUGUCAGCAAUGACUGAUGUUGAAACCUCGUAUGCAGACUUCAUUGCUUCAGGACGGACGGGCCGGAGAAAUGCACUGCACGACAUCCUGGGUUCUCCAUCAGGUGUAAACACGAGUGAUUUAAGCCUUAAGUUAGCAGAGCUGAGUAUUGACAAAAAAGAAGGGGAUGCUGAGAAGGAAACACAGACAACAACAAACCAACCUUCUGGAUCUCAGGAGACACAAGAAAAGGUCAAAAGCUAAUCUGUCAAACGCUUCUGGAACUUGUUGAUUCUGCUCAGCACUUGUGUUUCCUAACGUCAUCAGAGAUCACAAGCAGAGAGCUUAAGAAUUUGGAAAAUGAGCACCUUCAAAGAUGGGCAUUUAGUUUAUAGACAAUGUAGUGUGUGGACUGAAUAUAACACAAGAUACAAACUGGAUUCUACCUUUCUCUUCCUCAAUGGUUGAAGAGUUGUGGAACUGAACUAUUUAAGCAAAAUAAUGUGAUUUAUAGGUCAAUUACAUCUGCAACUAGAUUUGGAAGGAUGAUCUAACCAAUUGAUAAUCUUUCUGGUUAUUACAGUAUGUCAAUUGGUCAAGACAGAGUAACCUAUCAGAUUUAAGGAAAAAAAGAUUUGGUGAUUCAUAAAGGAAUACCAAGUGGACAAUAAGCUCUAUAGUGGGAAUUAUGAUAAGGUUUUCAUUUGAUAUUUGGAGGUGACCAGAAGUAAUGCUCUACUGAUGCCCGAGUGCUCUCACUCCUGUUUAACGGAAUGCAUGUCAACUAGAAAGUGUGUUUGGUCAAAUGUAGUGAAAAGGAUAGAACUUCUGUAAUAUAACUGACGUACAUGGUACUUGCAGUAAUUAUUUGUAAAGAUUUGCUUUAAAGUCAUUGAUGUUGUACAGUUUCCAUUAGCUUACUAAAAUGUCAAAGUACUCCUUGCUGGGAGUGUCUGGUUCUUGGGAUCUUGUAGUUCACUAUAUAGCAACUGUCAUGUUUAUAAGCCAAACAUUCCCAGAGACACACAUAACUAAUUAUUUAAUUUGUAAAAUAUUCCUUCAUCUCAAUUAACACCAGAGUUUAUGGAGAGCAAAACUGUAUUGGAAGAAUUCCUUUUGUCCAUGAUGACUUUUGUCAGCGUUAAUUCAAAUAUUAAAAAGUAACGAUAUUAUAAACUAAACAUUGCAUGUGUAUUUAUAGAUGUUUUCACAAGAUUAACUCCUUAAGUUGGCAGAACUCUGUAUAUACUUUCAAUGGAAUGUUUCCCAGUAACACCCUUCAAUGUACUGUGCUAUUUUAAUCUUGCUUCCAACAAUACAAGUUGUCAUCCUUUUUACACCUUUGUUGAUUAAUGUACUAGCCUGUUGAACAAAAUAUUUGAACUAAACUCUAUUAUUUCUACUGGUAAUUCUGCUGCAAAAUUGGGAACUUUUCCGUGCAAAGUAAAUAUGUUGCUCUCCAGCAAACUUAAAAGGACAUCACAUUUCUAGACUUUUAAAUAUCUUUCUUUUCCAAGAAACAAGUAAUUAUUAUGUACUUUUAGAGCUUUGUAAACCUUUGAUACACUUUCUGUAUUUCUUUUUUAUCUGUCAACCAUUUGAGAUUAUGAAAUAUAGUUUUACUGAAGAUUGUGAAAAACUAACCAUGUACUGUUUGCAAAUUAAGUGUCCGUUAACCUUGAACAAACAUCAUCUUGUGAAACAUAUGGCUAUAAUGCAUAGUUUUAAUUCUUCUAUUAACAUUUUGAUUGCUGAUUAUUUUUUAAAGCCUAGUAGUUGUAUAAGCUAAUUUUGCACUGCUAUCCUAAUAAUUAUCGUAUGACUGUUAGGAGGAAGCUUCAGAUGAUUAAUGAAAAUAAGCAAUUUAAAUGCGAGCUAGUUUAAGUCCCAAGGUCCUGAAGUACAUUGUCAAUAUAAAACAUGUAUUUUUAUGAUUUCCCACAAUGACUAACAUGUUGGUAUCCUAGUUUAGUUUUUAUCAGUGAAACCUCCAAUGUUCGACUCACUUUUGUAUAUAUUUUUAGUGCCCCUUUGUAUUUUUAAAUGUUCUUUUAAACAAGUCAAAUAAAUCCACGUGUAAUUGUGAUCCAGAGAACAUAUCAAAUAUUUUUUGAAGUCUUUUAGUGGAUUUCCAUUUCCAUUCAGUCUUUUUAACAGGAUCAGAAUUAGCCAGACAAGGUGGUGUAAAGUGGGCAAAUUGCAGACCAACCCGUUGCUACACAUUUCUCCUGAUUUUCAUUUACACUAAAGUCAAUGGAAGCGAAAAUUGAAAGAUAUGUGUAAGGGGUAGCUGAUAUCACGUUGCCAAUGUUAAAAUGAUCAUUGGUGUCCUGCAUUAUUCAAUGAAUUUGAUCCAUGUGAAAUGAGAAAAAGUGGUUGGAAAAAGCAGUUACCAGCUGCUGGUGAUUGUAUGUUUAGUAUUCUGUAUGUAUUUUCAUGAAAUAAAUUUGCACUUGUGCUUAUAAAUGUGAAUGAAUUGGCACUGUCCUGUAGCAGACAUACAUCUCAGUCCCUACACACUAUGUGGCAACCAGACUUCAAACAUCUGUCAGAUUGCUCAGAGAUUAUUGGUAAUAUAUUGCCAUAAACUAAUCAUAGCAGUAAAAACUACUCCACAAGUAAAUCUAUGAAUAAGAGAAAGUUAUUUUCUUCUGAGCAUGGUAAGUGCUCAGCAAUUAAUCUUCUGCACUAUGGAUUCCAGACCACCUGCACAAUGUUCUCACUGUGAGCUUUUCAUAUUGCAGGCCUGUGUUGGAGUCAUUAAGCAAUGCCCGUAUUUUGCCACUAACCAGUUUGGGUGGCCAUUGCCUUUCUGCCUCAGGAAAACAUCUUGCAAAACUAACUCGUGAGGGCGGCACAAUGGCCCAGCGGUAAAGUUGCUGCCUUACAGUGCCAGAGCACACAUUCGAUCCUGUCUGUGGGCGCCAUCUGUAUGGACUUUGUACGUUC
Messenger RNA from Leucoraja erinaceus (little skate), 4306 nucleotides. It is a transcript of the gene pkia, whose product is annotated as cAMP-dependent protein kinase inhibitor alpha. Gene Ontology annotation, biological process: negative regulation of cAMP-dependent protein kinase activity. Gene Ontology annotation, molecular function: cAMP-dependent protein kinase inhibitor activity. The record is from RefSeq and is a predicted model, not a curated record. Lineage: Eukaryota; Metazoa; Chordata; Chondrichthyes; Rajiformes; Rajidae. Bases 1337 to 1621 code for a protein of 94 amino acids. The transcript is spliced from 4 exons. Gene Ontology annotation, cellular component: nucleus; cytoplasm.